GCUCCUGCCGCAGGCAGGAGCUGUCCGUAAGCCCUAGUGCUGAAGAAGGCGCGGACGUGCUUGGGUGCCCGCCGCGUGGUACCCGGCGCCCGGUGCCCGGGCCAGCGAAGACCAUGGCGUUCAUGGUGAAGACCAUGGUGGGCGGCCAGCUGAAGAACCUUACUGGGAGCCUGGGGGGCGGCGAGGACAAGGGGGACGGGGACAAGUCGGCCGCCGAAGCGCAGGGCAUGAGCCGAGAGGAGUAUGAGGAGUACCAGAAGCAACUGGUGGAAGAGAAGAUGGAGCGGGACGCGCAGUUCACUCAGAGGAAGGCAGAGCGGGCCACGCUGCGGAGCCACUUCCGAGACAAAUACCGGCUGCCCAAGAAUGAGACAGAUGAGAGCCAGAUCCAGAUGGCAGGUGGAGACGUGGAGCUGCCCCGGGAGCUGGCCAAGAUGAUUGAGGAGGACACAGAGGAGGAGGAGGAAAGGGCCUCGGUCCUUGGGCAGCUGCCCAGUCUCCCUGGCUUGGACCUUGGCUCACUUAAGGACAAGGCCCAGACCACACUGGGGGGCCUCAAGCAAUCAGCUGAGAAGUGCCACAUCAUGUGACUACUUCCUCUGGGGUUGCCCACGGGGGUGACCAGAGGGCUGGCCCCACAUAAGUGCUAACAGCAUGCCUCAAAUUCCAGGGACCCAUAGCCCAUCUUGGCUUUGUUUCCCUGCCCCAGGCCAGCCCCAGGACCCUUCUCAUCCAUGGCUCCAAUCUGCCUUCUGCUUUCUCCCUCUCCCAUGGGACCCAAGUCUCCAUUCCUCACCCUACCCCUCAGGACCCACCCUCCCUACUCAGCCUGGGAAGGCCUCCCAAGAUUGUAAGAAUAGGCCCGACCCUCUCUGGCCAUGGCCCCAAGUUCCUGAACAUGGAAGCACACAUAGAGGGACACACAGAGGGACACAGAGACCCUGGCAUGUGCAGAGGGAUAUGCCGCAGAUGCAUCCUGGCCCACGCAAACACAAACACAGGCCAGCUCCCCUGGGUGCCUAGCUCCUCUAGACACCUACAUUCAGAUGCGCUUAGAGAGGGGCUUGAGGCAGACACCCUCAGCAGUCAGGAGGCCUGAGUUCAAGUCUCCACAUUUAUUCUCCUUAAAACCCAGUGCCCUUUCUGGGCCUUAUUUCAUCAUCUGUAACAUGGGAAUGGACUGGGUGAUUUCUAAGACUUUCUAGCUUGGCCUCCCCGGCCCCUGAGAGUCAACCCCACAGCCCUCGUUGGGUAGGGCAGCAGCUGCAGCCACAGCCUUAAGCGGCUGCCACCGUGGGCUCUGGCUCUCAGAAGCUGAGUGAUGCUGUGAGGGGCCUAGUGCCAAGGAUGAAGCUGGCACUGAACAGCAGCCCAGGUGGCUCCGGGCCUUCUCUGGGCCCAGGGCCCAGCCAGUUUCUGUUCUGUUCCUGUAGAACUCUCUCUGGAUUCCAUAGCUGGAUUUCCUCUCUCAGCUCAGUGAAAAAUAAAAAUUCCAGAUGACCUGCCUAUUCUCCCACUUCUUACUGACCUCCAGGAGUCUUGGGUUUCACAGGCCCCUAACCCUGCCCUUGGAGGGGUGUCCUCUCCCUCCCACCCACAGCUUCACAGGAGUGCCAGCUCCUAUGGGAUAUUCAAGCUCUGCCCUCUCAGGGCCCUGGGCUGGGGCGGGGUCCCCGCACUGACUGAGCACCAGGUUCAGCCUGUGGCCCGAUGAAAUAACUCUGGGCUUUGAGGAGGCUGUGGCAGCCAUCUGGAUGGGCGGCACGUCAGGAAGGCUGGGUCACUACCUGAGACUGUAGGAGGGGCUGAGGCUCAACCACAGCUGUCUCUGGCACCUGUGCCUAUAUCCCCCUCCACACCUUGGAAAUGGAAGGUGUAACAAAAAGAAGGCAGGGCAACUGUGUUCCAGCCCAGGCACUGCUGUGUGACUUUGAGCAGGUCCCUUUCCUUCUCUGAACCUGUUUUCCCCCCUGUGAAAUUAAGAGCCCCACCCCACCCAAUAAUAAUACCUGUUUCAAAAGGUGACCAUUCGUAAAGCCCUUGGCACAUGACGGACCAUAUCAAUAAAUGG
Molecule: messenger RNA, 2071 nt
Organism: Globicephala melas (long-finned pilot whale)
Lineage: Eukaryota; Metazoa; Chordata; Mammalia; Artiodactyla; Delphinidae
Gene: CPLX3
Product: complexin 3
Biological process (GO): neurotransmitter transport; synaptic vesicle exocytosis; regulation of neurotransmitter secretion
Cellular component (GO): terminal bouton; SNARE complex
Molecular function (GO): syntaxin binding
Source: RefSeq, a predicted model, not a curated record